GCGGCGGGGCGGGAGGCGGCCAGGUGCGCUCCCCGCGGAUGCCCAGCCGGGGCCCAGCGAGCGCCAGGUAGUUCCAGUUUGCCAGCAGAAUGAGCACAGAAAGAGACUCAGAAACUACCUUUGAUGAGGAUUCUCAUCCUAACGAUGAGGUGGUUCCGUACAGCGACGACGAAACCGAAGAUGAGCUGGAAGACCAGGGGCCUGCCGUGGAGCCAGAACAGAAUCGCAUCAACAGAGAAGCCGAGAGCAGCCGGGAGACGGUCCGGAAAGACUGCACAUGGCAAGUGAAAGCAAAUGACCGAAAGUUCCAUGAACAGCCUCAUUUCAUGAACACAAAGUUCUUUUGUAUUAAGGAGAGCAAAUAUGCGAAUAACGCAAUUAAAACGUACAAGUACAACUCACUCACAUUUCUACCAAUGAAUUUGUUUGAACAAUUUAAGAGAGCAGCCAAUUUCUACUUCCUGGUCCUCCUCAUAUUACAGGCAAUUCCUCAGAUCUCCACCCUGGCGUGGUACACCACUCUUGUGCCCCUGCUUCUGGUCCUGGGCAUCACAGCCAUCAAAGAUCUGGUGGAUGACGUGGCUCGCCACAAAAUGGACAGGGAAAUCAACAACAGGACGUGUGAAGUCAUUAAGGAUGGCAGGUUCAAAAUCACCAAAUGGAAAGACAUUCAAGUUGGAGACGUGAUUCGUCUGAAAAAGAAUGAUUUCAUCCCAGCUGACAUUCUUCUGUUAUCCAGCUCUGAGCCCAACAGUCUCUGCUAUGUGGAAACAGCUGAGCUAGAUGGAGAAACCAAUUUAAAGUUCAAAAUGGCACUGGAAAUCACAGACCAGUAUCUCCAAAGAGAAGAGAGCUUGGCAGCGUUUGAUGGUUUCAUUGAAUGCGAAGAACCGAACAACAGGCUGGAUAAGUUCACGGGAACACUGUUUUGGAGGAACGGGAGUUUUUCCUUGGAUGCUGACAAGAUUUUGCUGCGCGGCUGUGUCAUUAGGAACACCGACGUGUGCCAUGGCUUGGUCAUUUUUGCAGGUGCUGACACUAAGAUCAUGAAGAACAGUGGGAAAACGAGAUUUAAAAGAACUAAAAUUGACUACUUGAUGAACUACAUGGUGUACACGAUCUUUAUUGUUCUCAUCCUGCUUUCGGCUGGCCUGGCCAUUGGCCACGCAUAUUGGGAAGCCCAAGUUGGCAAUUAUUCCUGGUACCUCUAUGACGGAGAGAAUGCCACCCCCUCCUACCGGGGCUUCCUGAAUUUCUGGGGCUACAUCAUCGUGCUCAAUACCAUGGUGCCCAUCUCCCUCUAUGUCAGCGUGGAAGUGAUUCGCCUGGGACAGAGUCACUUCAUCAACUGGGACCUGCAGAUGUACUAUGCCGAGAAGGACACGCCAGCAAAGGCAAGGACCACCACGCUGAACGAGCAGCUCGGGCAGAUCCAUUACAUCUUCUCCGACAAGACGGGGACGCUCACACAAAAUAUCAUGACCUUCAAAAAGUGCUGCAUCAACGGCCAAAUCUACGGUGACCAUCGAGAUGCUUCUCAACACAGCCAUAACAAGAUAGAGCAAGUGGACUUCAGCUGGAAUACGUUCGCCGAUGGCAAGCUGGCAUUUUACGACCAUUACCUCAUUGAGCAAAUCCAGUCAGGGAAGGAGCCAGAAGUCCGACAAUUCUUCUUGUUACUUUCGGUUUGCCACACGGUCAUGGUGGACAGACUUGAUGGUCAGCUGAAUUACCAGGCAGCCUCUCCUGACGAAGGCGCCCUGGUGAAUGCCGCCAGGAACUUUGGCUUUGUCUUCCUCACCAGGACCCAGAACACCAUCACCAUCAGCGAGCUGGGAGUCGAGAGGACCUACAGUGUCCUUGCCAUCUUAGACUUCAACAGUGACCGCAAGCGAAUGUCUGUGAUUGUGAGAACCCCAGAGGGCAACAUCCGGCUGUACUGCAAAGGUGCGGACACUGUGAUCUACGAACGGCUGCAUCACAUGAGCCCCACCAAGCAGGAAACCCAGGACGCCCUGGAUAUAUUUGCAAGUGAAACUCUUCGAACCUUAUGCCUCUGCUACAAGGAAAUUGAAGACAAGGAGUUUGCAGAAUGGAAUAAGAAGUUCACGGCCGCCAGUGUGGCCUCGAGCAGCCGGGAUGAGGCUCUGGAUAAGGCGUACGAGGAGAUCGAGAAAGACUUAAUCCUCUUGGGAGCAACAGCUAUUGAAGACAAGCUACAAGAUGGCGUUCCAGAAACCAUUUCAAAACUCGCAAAGGCUGACAUUAAGAUCUGGGUGCUCACUGGAGACAAAAAGGAGACAGCUGAGAACAUAGGCUUUGCGUGUGAACUUCUGACAGAAGACACCACCAUCUGCUACGGGGAAGAUAUCAAUUCUCUUCUUCACACGAGGAUGGAGAACCAGAGAAACAGAGGUGGCGUCUAUGCGAAAUUUGCUCCCCCUGUGCAUGAGCCUUUUUUCCCUCCUGGAGAGAAUCGUGCCUUGAUCAUCACGGGCUCAUGGUUGAAUGAAAUUCUCCUAGAGAAAAAGACCAAGAGAAGUAAAAUCCUGAAGCUGAAGUUCCCAAGGACAGAGGAGGAGCGGCGCAUGCGGACGCAGAGCAAGAGGAGACUGGAAGCGAAGAAGGAGCAGCAGCAGAGGAACUUCGUGGACCUGGCUUGUGAGUGCAGCGCCGUCAUCUGCUGCCGCGUCACCCCCAAGCAGAAGGCCAUGGUGGUGGACCUGGUGAAGCGGUACAAGAAGGCCAUCACGCUGGCCAUUGGGGAUGGAGCCAAUGACGUGAACAUGAUCAAAACUGCCCACAUCGGUGUUGGAAUAAGUGGACAGGAAGGAAUGCAGGCCGUCAUGUCCAGUGACUACUCCUUUGCCCAGUUCAGAUAUCUCCAAAGGCUGCUGCUGGUGCAUGGCCGGUGGUCCUACAUACGCAUGUGCAAAUUCCUGCGGUAUUUUUUCUACAAAAACUUCGCAUUUACCUUGGUCCACUUCUGGUACUCUUUCUUCAAUGGCUACUCAGCGCAGACGGCGUACGAGGACUGGUUCAUCACCCUCUACAACGUGCUCUACUCCAGCCUGCCGGUGCUCCUCAUGGGGCUGCUCGACCAGGACGUGAGUGACAAGCUGAGCCUGCGAUUCCCAGGGCUGUAUGUCGUGGGACAAAGGGACUUGCUGUUCAACUACAAGCGGUUCUUCGUCAGCCUGCUGCACGGGGUCCUCACGUCAAUGGUCCUCUUCUUCAUACCGCUCGGGGCUUACCUGCAAACUGUGGGGCAGGACGGGGAGGCGCCCUCUGACUACCAGUCUUUUGCCGUCACGGUUGCCUCAGCGCUGGUGAUCACAGUCAAUUUCCAGAUUGGCUUGGACACCUCCUACUGGACUUUCGUGAAUGCGUUUUCAAUCUUUGGGAGCAUUGCGCUGUACUUUGGCAUCAUGUUUGAUUUCCACAGUGCGGGCAUACACGUCCUCUUCCCUUCUGCAUUCCAGUUCACAGGCACAGCGUCAAAUGCCCUGAGACAGCCAUAUAUUUGGUUGACCAUCAUCUUAACCGUUGCAGUCUGCUUACUACCCGUUGUUGCCGUCCGUUUCUUGUCAAUGACCAUUUGGCCAUCAGAAAGUGAUAAGAUCCAGAAGCACCGCAAGCGGUUGAAGGCCGAGGAGCAGUGGAAGAGGCGGCAGAACGUGUUCCGCAGGGGCGCCUCGUCCCGGCGCUCGGCCUACGCCUUCUCGCACCAGCGCGGCUACGCGGACCUCAUCUCGUCCGGCCGCAGCAUCCGCAAGAAGCGCGCGCCGCUGGACGCCAUCAUCGCCGAGGGCACGGCGGAGUACCGGCGCACGGUGGAGAGCUGAGCCGCGCCUUCACCGUCGCAUCCUCCAUCGCAGCGGGCUGACGAUGCGCGGCGGAGCGCUGAGCGCUGCGCAAGGGACCCACACGCAGGGCAAAUGUCUAGUUUUUUUUUUUUUUUUAAAUAAAAGACUCAGGACUUUUUUUUUUUAAUUUACACAAAACUCUACUUCUCAUAGAGAUACUGAGAACAGUAACCUUUAUGAUAAACUUUUGGGAUGGGCUACUCCAAGAGACCACCUGUGUCAUUCACUUGGUAUAAUGUUCAUUGCGAUUCAAAGGGAACCUUGUUACCUGGUCUCCAUCCAGGACGGCAGAUUUGGGGGGGAGGGGGUUGGGAAUCGUCUGAAGUUUCGGCUCCAGUGACACUGCGUUACAAAAUUGGAUCACACGUUCCUGCCUGUGACUGACGGUGUGGACUUCGCACAGGCUCCUCUUGGCCCCAGGCGCCACCUUGGUUUAAAAGAAUAAUUUUAAAGUUAUGAUGGUAACAACAAAAGUAGUCAUGGAUGUUCAUCUCCUGAAACUAAAUGGGGUAGUCCUCUUUGCAAAGAUGGUUAUAGGGUUCAUGUGCUCCUCAAAAUGGCUUAAUAAUUCAAUCAAAACUUCACAUUUCAUAAGGGGGCCAUUUCAGCCUGGCUUUGGUUGACCACCAGGUUAAAGAACUCAUUGCACAUUUUUAGCAACUUUCUGUCAUAUUAAGUUAUUUGAUUCCCUACUUUUUAAGUAAUCUAUUUACAGACAUUUAAAAUCAGUUUUUAAAAGCUGAAGUUAUCAUCAAUUGAUGUUAAAUUACAUUUUGCUAGGAGAAAUCCUGUUAUUUUAUUACACAGCAGGAUAGAUAAUGUUCAUAUACUGUAUAUUUCCGAAGUGCUAGAAGAAAGGGUUUUGAAUAUUUUCACCACAAAGAAGUGGUAAAUGUUCAAAGAGGCAAGCAAUCCCUGCUUUCAACCUUGUACAACAUGUGCAUGUAGUAGAACAUCCAUGUUGAGCUGCUGAGCUCAGAGGUAGAGUGUAAGUCCUUGGUUCAAUCUCCAAACCUGAAAGAAACACCAUAUGGUAUCACAUCAAAAUAUAUUAUCAUGUGUCCACUAUGAAUUAACAGGGGACUGGGAAAUAGCUCAGUGGAUAAAGUGCUUCUCAUGCAAGUGCGAGGAGCUGAGUUUGGAUCCCCGGCACACACGUAAGAUGCCAGCCACAUCCGUGCACACCUAUAAUCCCAGCACCAGAGAGGCUGAGACUGGAGGGUCCUGGGUGCUGUAGCAAGCCUGGCCCAACUGGGUGAGCUCUAGGUUCAGUGAAAGACCCUGUCUCAAAAAGUAAGGUGCAGACCAAUCAAAUAAGACAGCUGGUGCGGACCUCUGGUCUCCACAGGCACCUGCUUGGGCACUUACACAAACUUAACACGCAUGCAAUCACACACAUGAAAAAAAAAAAACUGAUUAAAAAAAAAAGGAAAGAAGAACUUGGCAUAGUAGUGUGCACCUUUAGUCCCAGCAUUUGGGAGGCAGAGGUAGGAGUGUGGUGCGUUUGAGGCCACACUGAGACUACAUAGUGAAUUCCAGGUCAGCCUGAGCUACAGUGAGACCUAACUGCAAGAGAGGAAAAAAAAAAUUCUACUGGAAACUUGGCUGUGUCUCCCUUUGGAUGAUAACUCUAGUUGAGCUCCUUUAGUCCACUGAUGCUUGGAGAAGGGGUUCUGUCAUCAAGAAAGUGGCCUUAUAAUCGAGUGAAGGUUGCCACUGCCACUACGUACAAGAGAUGAGAAGAGUGUAUGUAAAGUCUGGGGUCCUUUAGGAGCCCUCCCUUGAGUUGUCUCCGAGAAAAUGCAUGUGUAGUUUAAAUAAACCAAAAAUGAAAAUCAGGAGGGUACCGGUGAUAAAUUGCAGACUAUUUCUAGAGAGCUGUCUUUUAAAAGGAUCUUUUAUACAUUCCACUACACAAAGUAUUAUGAGGGCCUCACUCUUUGACCUCUGUCUCAAGUCUUAGAGGAAGAGACAUUGAGACCCCAUUUCUAAGGCCGAAGCACAGUAUAUUGCUUUCAUUUUGAUAGAAACUUUGAGCAAUUGAAAAAUAUCCUUACAAAGGUGAUUUUUUUUUCCUCCAUAAAUUCCUCUCAUUUUAUGUUUUUCACACAGUAAUUUUCCUAUUCUAGUGAAGAUAGAGAUGUGUUUUGGUAAUUUUUCUCUUUUCUUGCCAUGUUUGGGGAGAGUUUUCAUCUUUACCAUUUGGCUCUAAAUGUUGAUAUCAGGCUCUGAAUUUCCAGGAAGAAAUCAUACAUGUGAUCAUUGACCUUGCAUAUACACAGGAGGGGAAAGUUAAAUUCUAAUUUUGUAAUGCAUUCUCUAGGUAUGAUAAAAAUAUGUACGUCUAUUCUGUGGAGAUAAAUUUCUGAAAGUUUACAACUUUUACCCUGUAAAUAAAAACACUUGUAUAUCUCUUUUUUAUUUUUACAUAAAAGUUAGCUUGUGUAAUUUUUGUUUCAUAUUCCCUCCCAUUUUUUUGAAUUGUGGGAAAGGUUGGCAAUGCAAAUGUGUCAAAGACUUGCACUGUUGGACGCAAUAUUAAUUUUAAAAUGCAAAUUGGAUAAAUUAUUUCUAUAUGCUGUAAAUCUAAGAUUUAAUGUAUAUUUUUGUUUAAAAAUAAAUUCUUUAGUAAAAUUUUGGGAAAGUACAA
Messenger RNA from Jaculus jaculus (lesser Egyptian jerboa), 6516 nucleotides. It is a transcript of the gene Atp8b1, whose product is annotated as ATPase phospholipid transporting 8B1. Gene Ontology annotation, molecular function: ATPase-coupled intramembrane lipid carrier activity; ATP binding; magnesium ion binding. NCBI's taxonomy places the organism in Eukaryota, Metazoa, Chordata, Mammalia, Rodentia, Dipodidae. The coding region runs from base 90 to 3845 and encodes 1251 amino acids. Gene Ontology annotation, cellular component: plasma membrane. Gene Ontology annotation, biological process: Golgi organization; phospholipid translocation. The transcript has 28 exons. The record is from RefSeq and is a predicted model, not a curated record.